CUCUCUCCCUCCUCUCCCCAUCUUUUCCAUAGCAAAUUACACCAUUCUCUGUCCCUCUCGCUCUCCCUCUCCCUCUUCCCCUCCCCCUCCCCCUCCGCCUCUCUAAAAUGUCCAUAAACCAUUUCUCUCAAGACCUUCCAGAAACACUGUGGUGGCCUAACUCUCAAAACCACCAUGACCACCACCUCCACCACCACCACCAACAGCAGCCCUUCAUGGACAUUCCUUCUUCAUCGCCUUCCAAACCACACCACCACCAAUUCUCAACCGCCCCUUGGACCUUCCACCACGGCCACAACAGCACGACCCUCAAUUUCAACCUCAACCGCGAAGACGAGGACGAUCUCGACGAGCAAGUCAUCGACGGUGGCGGCGUCGGCGUCGGCGUCGGCCACAGCCACGGCGAAGGGCGGGGGUUGCCGUCGGAGCUCGACAAGGAAGUGCUGUUCGAGAAGCCGCUGACGCCGAGCGACGUCGGGAAGCUCAACCGCCUCGUCAUACCGAAGCAGCACGCCGAGAAGUACUUCCCGCUGGGCGGCGACUCGGUCGACAAGGGGCUGCUCUUGAGCUUCGAGGACGAGUCAGGCAAGUUCUGGAGAUUCAGGUAUUCGUACUGGAGUAGCAGCCAGAGCUACGUGCUGACCAAAGGGUGGAGCCGUUACGUGAAGGAGAAGAGGCUCGACGCCGGCGACGUCGUCUUCUUCGAGCGCCACCGCGCGAACGGCGAGAGGAUCUUCAUCGGGUGGAGGCGGCGUGGGGCGGCGGCGGCCGCUCAGGAGGGCGGCCGCGGCGGCGACGGGUGGGGGAGGAGGAGGGCGUUGUACUCGGACUCGGAGCACCACCAUCACCAUCAUCCUCAGCAACCGCAUCACCAUCCGAAUUACGCUUACCCUACGCACCAGGGAGAUGAUGGGCCUCCUAUGCCAUACCGACCAGACUGUCCUCAUGCAGGGUCCGACGGCAGACGACCGGGGAAUUCAAAAGGGCUGCUGAGGUUAUUCGGGGUGAACAUGGAGUACCAGGUCGAAGAGCCCGAGAUAUCGACGUCUGAGGGCUCGACCCUGUCGCCUACCCACCACCAUCCGUCACAGCACCAUCAGUUCUUAUUCUGAUUACCUUCCUCCCGCAGCGACAUGGACAUCACUUUGUCUCAAGAUGUCAACCGGAUGGAGAGAGAGAGAAGUUGCCGAGGAUGGAGAUCUGUUGGAUGUGACGUCCUCUUCUGUGUUUUCUUGAUGGGCAAAAGUUGAACCCCACACUUGGGAGGUCAAAAGAUUUCUGUCGAGAAAUGGAAUGGAUUCCAGAUUGUUAUAUAUUUCUUUUUCGCAAAGGGCUCGAGAGAGAGAGAGGGGAAAAAAAAGAAAUGGAGGAGGAGGAGAGAAAAUCCCAGAUUUUCUGGGGAAAAACAUAUGAAUUUUCCUAGGCCACAAGACAAAAAGGGAGACCAAGAAAAGAAAAUCGUGAGGUGUGGGGGCUUUUCAUGAUGAGUGGAGGAAGAUGUAGCGAAGGGUAAAGAAGAACUGCAGACGAGGGAUGGGAAACGGGGUCCACGAGGAGGAGGAGAAGAAAGAAGAAAGAAAGUCGGUGACGUCAGCGAUGGAGGGAUUUUUUUAAGGGAGGAUUUGGGCCGUGGAGAUGUAGAAUCUUUCUUUCUGUUUUGGUUUCGCUACUGUUGAGAUUCUGCCCGCAGAUUUUUCAUGCAGGGUGAUAAUGAUGAGAGCGUGGGGAGGGUAUAAUG
Molecule: messenger RNA, 1738 nt
Organism: Eucalyptus grandis
Lineage: Eukaryota; Viridiplantae; Streptophyta; Magnoliopsida; Myrtales; Myrtaceae
Product: B3 domain-containing protein At2g36080-like
Exons: 4
Coding region: 108-1112 (334 amino acids)
Molecular function (GO): DNA binding; DNA-binding transcription factor activity
Source: RefSeq, a predicted model, not a curated record